This is a messenger RNA of Cotesia glomerata, 2636 nucleotides long. RefSeq names its product ecdysone-induced protein 78C (gene Eip78C). Gene Ontology annotation, biological process: regulation of DNA-templated transcription. The transcript is spliced from 6 exons. The record is from RefSeq and is a predicted model, not a curated record. Lineage: Eukaryota; Metazoa; Arthropoda; Insecta; Hymenoptera; Braconidae. The coding region runs from base 702 to 2540 and encodes 612 amino acids. Gene Ontology annotation, molecular function: sequence-specific DNA binding; nuclear receptor activity; zinc ion binding.
AAUUUAUUGAUUUAAAAUAAAUAUAUUGUUUUGUUGCGAUAAAUAAAUAACAUUUUAUUAAUAAAUAUCCACUGCACGUAGAGUUAUGAAAGGAUUUUGACAAUGCUCGUAGCCAAGGUGAAUGCACUGUACUAGUGACGUAUAAAUGGAACGCGGAACCGUGGUGAAACAUUGCAUGAGAGACAAAUUACCGUUUACUUACUGCGAAACAGCUUCUCAGGAUGCUCUGUUUUUAUAGUGUACCUUUGACUAGUUUCUUCUAAUGAAAUUUCAAAAAAGGCUAUUUUUAAUGAAGAUCUUUUUUGAAAUCUGAUCAAGUACAUAUAUUCAUACUUUGAUAACAAAGUUACGUUGACUAUGUAAUUGGAAAAGUGUUGGAGUAUGAAAAUAUGAGAAGAAAAAAGAAAUGUUUGCAUGUAAAGUUUGAAAUCAAAAGAAAAAAUAAAAGGAAUUUAAGUAAACAGAAAGAAGAAAUAAAAGAGACAACAUUGUGAAGUCAAUGUCCGAAGAUUACGGCAAUGACAUUCACUUUUUCUCACUCUUCUCUCGGUAAUUUCGGGGACUUUUUUUGUUAUUAUUAAUGAUGAUAAUGAUACUAACAAUAUAAACAAUGGGAAAAAUCUUUAAUAGAGAUUUUUAAUAGAUGAAGACAAGGAAUUUUUAUUUCUUCUGCAAUUACUUGGAAAACUAGAGUCCGUACGAUGGAUGUUUUUAAAAUUGAUCAAUCAUUAACAGCGGGUUUAGGAACUACUCCGACGCCGGACACUCUCACACCGGAAGUGUCAUUUGAUGCCGGAAGCGAGUUUAAUCUCAGUUUCUUCGAUGGUCCUGAGGAUAACAGUGCUCAAGGCUUCAGUGAUCCUGGAUCUGUUGGGAGCACCAGUGCAUCAUCUCCACCUGGUACACCAGCUAAUAUUACUGUUAAUUUGACUAAUUCUGUAACUUUACCCAUAGUUCAAGUACCUUCAGGUAUCACAGUUGCACAAGAGCAGCAUUAUGUAGCAGCAGAUUCAAAUAGUUCAACUCCUGCCAAAAGUUUCGUACCCUGUAAGGUUUGCGGUGACAAAGCCAGUGGAUUUCAUUACGGUGUUACAAGUUGCGAGGGUUGUAAGGGUUUCUUCCGAAGGAGUAUUCAAAAGCAGAUCGAGUAUCGAUGUUUGCGAGAUGGAAAAUGUUUAGUGAUAAGAUUAAACAGAAAUCGCUGUCAGUACUGCAGAUUCAAAAAAUGUCUAGCAGUCGGAAUGUCACGGGAUUCGGUCCGAUAUGGUCGAGUACCGAAACGAUCUCGAGAACGCGGAUCCGACGACUCUAUUUCAACGACAACAAUUUCAAAUCAACAACUUAGUUCCAGCGUCAAUAAUAACAACAACAACAACAACAACAACAAUAGUUCGACAAACACAGUUAACAGUAGUGUGAACAAUAAUAAUAGUAAUAAUAAUACCAACAACAUCAACAGCAGCAGCAACAACAAUAUUACCAAUAAUAACAAUAGUAAUAAUAAUAAUAAUUUAAAUAAUAGUAGUAGUAACAAUAAUAACAAUAAUAGUAAUAAUAAUAAUAAUAAUAAUAAUAAUAAUAAUAAUAAUAAUAAUAGUACUAAUAUAAAUAAUAAUAACAAUAGUGCAAUAAACAAUCAUAACAACUGCAAUGGUAUUAAUAGUAAUCAAAAUGUGAUUGUACGGAUACCGGCGGCGACUGUGGUUGAAGCUGAUCAGUCGGACGCUGAUAAUAAGCAAUUGGCUGUUUACGAUGUUAUUCUUCAAGUUUCACAAGCUCAUCAUGCUCACUGUGUUUUUACUGAUGAAUCCACCAAGAGUCUCGUACGAAAACCAAUGGUUAUACCGCCAACAAGUCCGGAAGAUCCUGAAGCUGCAUCUUCUACUGCUGAGACCGUAGAAACUCAACGGAUUUGGUUAUGGCAACAAUUCGCGGCCCAGGUGACGCCUUCAGUUCAAAGGGUUGUGGAAUUCGCGAAACGAGUGCCAGGUUUUUGUGAGUUGACUCAAGACGAUCAGUUAAUACUCAUUAAAGUUGGCUUUUUCGAAGUAUGGCUGUGUCAUAUUUCGAAAAUGACUACUGAUACUUCAAUGACUUUUGAAGAUGGGACAUAUAUUACAAGGCAACAAAUUGAAUUGAUGUACGAGCCAGAUUUUGUGAUGUCGUUAUUGCAGUUCACUACAUCUUUAAAUUCUUACCAGCUAUCUGACGCUGAGUUGGGAUUAUUUUCCGGUGCUGUGUUAUUAAGUGAACGACAAGGUCUGAACGAUGUUAAAGCGGUGCAAAAGUUGCAAGAUCGCUUAUUAGAAGGAUUACGAAUUCAAAAUGAUAGAAAUCAUUCUCUUACAAAUGAUACUGUUCCUGGUAGUGGUUCUUUAUCAGGGGUUAGUAUAGCUCAAAGGAUACCGGAACUAAGAGCACUUGGUUCACGACACGCUAACUUACUUGAUUGGUUUCGAAGAAACUGGACAAAGCUCAAAUUACCACCGUUAUUUGCUGAAAUAUUUGACAUUCCCAAAUGUGAAGAAGAUCUACAGUGAACGAGUAUGAAUCUAUGUUAUUGUUAAUAUUGUAUUUUUUUUAUUUUAUCAUAAGUAUUUUAUUUUAUAUAGGAGAAAAUUUUAAUGCUAAAAUAA